Neospora caninum is the source of this 555-nucleotide messenger RNA. RefSeq lists its product as hypothetical. The coding region runs from base 1 to 555 and encodes 184 amino acids. The record is from RefSeq and is a predicted model, not a curated record. Lineage: Eukaryota; Apicomplexa; Conoidasida; Eucoccidiorida; Sarcocystidae. The transcript has 2 exons.
AUGAUGUUCAAGUAUCUCUGGUCGAAGCCUGCAGGCGGCGGGCCUGCACCGCUGAUCAGCAAUCCUGUCCCGCACUGGAUGUUAGCGCUCGUAGCUACACAUCUUUUCUUGUUUUGUGCUUCAGCCUUCACAUUUGCGUUUCCCAGCAUUACUGACAUGUCUUGUCAAACGCUCUUGGUCAGCUCCGCGUACUGCGGAGUAUGUGGAGCUGUAGCUUUCACCAUGUUGUUCUACUUCUCGGUCCUCUCUUGUCAGACAUGGGGAACCGAGCAAUACUGGACUAUUGCAGCAGUGGUCACACUCAGCAUGGCGUUCGUUGACAUUGUCACUGCCGGUUGGGGAAUUUACGUGCUUGUCCAGGCGACCAGAAACCUUGUCAUAGCAGAUCGUGAAACGCAGGUGGGAUGCCAACACUGGAAAGCAGUCGCGUUCUACUAUGGUACGGCUUGCGUCAUCAGUCUGCACGUUGUCAUCGCCCUAUUGUGUGGGGCUCUUUCAUUCCUUUUAGCCGGCCGAAUUUCCUCGCAGCUUGAGGAGAUUCGCCGGCUGGUUUAA